GCACUUUACUGUCGUGUACUAGCUAUAUCGCAAUGCCUCGUAAUGCAUGAAGCAGAGAAGAAGAAGUCGAUGAAGAAAAUAUGAAGAGAAGGCGAUGGAGAAAGCCAUCUAAAGAUGUACCGGAGAAAGAAGAAGAGGAGAAAGGUGGGAGUGGUGGUGAAUUUAUUGGGGAAGCGGAAAAGGAGCAGGGAGAAACUGAAGAGCAAAACAGAGGUAAAAGGCGGCGUAAAACCCAGCUAGGAGGAGGAGAUAGAGGUGGCGGCCCAAAACUAAACAGAAUGCUCAAGGAUGAUAAUGGUAUUUUAAUUGAGUCCAAUAUGUGUCAUCAGUGCCAGAGAAAUGACAGAGGAAAGGUUAUUCGCUGUACCAUGUGUAAGACGAAGCGAUAUUGUCUCCCCUGCAUACAUACUUGGUAUCCUGGUGUUCAGAAAGAGGCUUUUGCGGAGUCAUGUCCAGUUUGUCGUAAGAAUUGCAACUGCAAAGCAUGCUUACGCAUGGAGAUGCCAAUAAAACACAAGGAGAAAUUAGAAUUGGAAUUCAGUGCUGAAGAAAAGAUGGAGUACUCAAAAUACAUCCUACAACUGCUUCUCCCUUUCCUGAAACAGUUCAAUGAAGAACAGAUGAUGGAGAAGAGGAUAGAGGCAAAGCUUAAAGGUGUUCUCAUUUUGUUUGCAGAAGCUCUGGGAUUCUGUUCUCCAUACUUGCCAGUUUUAGAGAUCAAGGUAGAGCGAGCAAACCACCAGAUGCAUGAGAAAAUUUAUUGCGACAACUGCAAAACUUCUAUUGUUGAUUUUCACAGAAGCUGCCCCAAUUGUGCUUAUGAGCUUUGUCUGCGUUGUUGUCAAGAGCUUAGGGAUGGCUGUCUGCAGGGGAGUGAUGAGGGAAAUAUUGUGGAAUUUAUUGAUCCGGGGCCAGAUUACUUGCAUGGCGUCGAGACGUGUCCUGUGAUGGGUUCAACUAAGAGCGGAAUGUGUGCUAGACAGUCUCGAACUAAAAUUGAUAUUUGCAAUGCAGAAAUUGAGAAUGCUUCUGUGGAUGAUUUGGACUUAGUUAGCCAAUGGAAAUCCAAUAAAGAUGGUAGCAUUCCCUGCCCUCCCUCUGAACUUGGUGGUUGUAGUAAGGGAUUUUUGGAACUGAAGUGCUUGAUUUCAGAGAAUGAGGCUCCUGAGUUGCUUGUCAGAGCAGAGAAAAUGAAAAAAGAAUUGAAACUUGAAGAUGUUCCUGCAAUUUCUAAGAAGUGGUGUUCUUGUUUACAAUUUGCAGAUGGACCCAAUGUUAGCUGUGGUAACUUGCGUAAAGCAGCUUCUCGUCAAGAUUCUCGGGACAACUUUUUGUACUGUCCAAAAGCUGUGGAACUCCAGCCUGAGGAUCAGAAGCAUUUCCAAUGGCAUUGGAUGAACGGUGAACCUGUGAUUGUCAGGAAUGUUCUUGAUACAACAUUGGGUUUGAGCUGGGAACCAAUGGUGAUGUGGCGUGCUUUUCGCCAGAUUAAAAAUGUUAACCAUCCAGUGCUGUUGGAUGUGAAAGCUAUAAGUUGCUUAGAUUGGUGUGAGGUUGAUAUUAAUGUACACCAGUUCUUUCGAGGUUACUCCAUGGGUACCUUUGACAGUUAUGGAUGGCCACGGAUUUUAAAGUCGAAAGAUUGGCCUCCAUCUAGUUUAUUUGAGGAGCAGUUACCUCGUCAUAAUGCUGAGUUUAUUAAUUGCUUACCUUUUAAGGUUUAUACUCAUCCACAUGGUGGGUAUUUAAAUCUUGCUGGCAAACUUCCAAAAAAUUUUUUGAAGCCAGAUGUGGGGCCAAAAACAUAUAUUGCGUAUGGAUUUGCUGAAGAACUUGGGCGUGGAGACUCUGUUACCAAGCUUCACAGUCAUAUGUCUGAUGUGGUGAAUUUGCUGACUCAUACUAAAGCAGUUGACCUACAACCUAAAGAGCUUUUGAAAAUUGAAAAAUUGAAACAGAAACAUGCUGCACAGGAGGAAAGAGAGCUAUGCAGAGAUGGAAAGACAUCUACCAUGCGAGAUGAGGCUGAAGGGAGAAUUUUCAGGAGUUAUUGUUCAAGAUUUCGACGAAUGAUGGGUAUUGAUGGUUUGAAAUUGCAUCCUGAAACCAGAGAACUCAAAUUAUUUGAUCAGGUUGUGGGAGGCUCGCAAAUUACUCUUGAGAAGGGAGGGAUGGAGAAUGGAGACAACACAGAUAAUGGAGAAGUUAAUCAUAAGACUAGGCCUAUUAAUACUAGUGCCAGUGGCAACGAUGUGAAGGAAGGUGAUAUAAGGAUGAGAGGAAGAAGCAAAGGAAAGAAUAAUAAAGCUGAAAAUGUUGAGAGAAAUAAUCUGAUUGAUGCUGCAAAUGUUGAUCAGGAAAAUCAAAAUUCUCCAAUCUCACUGGAAGUUCAGAGAAGUCGUGAUAUUGAGCUUGAAUUUGUGGAUGUGCAAAGUACAGUUGAAUCUGAUGAAACAAGUAGAGGGGGAAAAUUGGAUGAGUGGAAAAGGGAAGAAAUUGUUGAAGUGUUAAGAAACAAUGUAGCAGAUGUGGACAGUGGUGCUUUGUGGGACAUAUUCAGGAGGCAAGAUGUGCCUAAAUUAGAACAAUAUCUGAUGAAACACUUUAAGGAAUUCAGGCAUGUCUGUUGUCGUCCACUAGAACAGGUGGUUCACCCAAUACAUGAUCAAACUAUAUACUUAACCAUGGAACAUAAGAGGAAGCUCAAAGAGGAAUACGGUAUUGAACCAUGGACUUUCAUUCAAAAACUAGGUGAUGCUGUUUAUGUACCUGCUGGCUGUCCGCAUCAAGUCAGAAAUUUGAAGUCUUGCAUAAAGGUUGCCCUUGACUUUGUCUCACCUGAAAAUGUUAGUGAGUGUUUCCGUAUGACUGAAGAAUUCCGUGUACUUCCUCAGAACCAUAGAGUAAAGGAAGACAAGUUGGAGUGUCUAACUGCCUGCGGGGUUCCUUUCGGGACAGGUCAAGAAAAUGACAUACUACGCAAUGAGGCAAGCCGUCCUUGAUUUGGAGAAUAGUUAAUGGAAGCGGAUCUCUGCAUGAUUCUGCAUAUUCCGAGCGAACGACAGCUUUGUUAGCUUGUGGAGACAUCGUUUUGAAUCUAUUGUAUAUUUGUGACGCUAAAGAUUGAUAUUACUGAUGUUAGUGAUAGAAAUCCUAUUGUAGUAAUGAUGUUUUGUAACUAAACUUCUUUUGUCAAAUUCCAUCGGGGGUAAUGUAUUGCUGUAACAUGUUCAGAGCUGGUUUUUUUGAGUGCAAAAUAGCACGGCUUAAAAUUGUUGCAGUCGAUAUUCAGCAUGUGCUUCAUAAAGA
Messenger RNA from Coffea arabica (coffee), 3309 nucleotides. RefSeq names its product lysine-specific demethylase JMJ27-like. The record is from RefSeq and is a predicted model, not a curated record. Lineage: Eukaryota; Viridiplantae; Streptophyta; Magnoliopsida; Gentianales; Rubiaceae. Gene Ontology annotation, molecular function: transcription coregulator activity; histone H3K9 demethylase activity; chromatin DNA binding. Gene Ontology annotation, cellular component: chromatin; histone deacetylase complex. Gene Ontology annotation, biological process: regulation of transcription by RNA polymerase II.